Molecule: messenger RNA, 626 nt
Organism: Aspergillus steynii IBT 23096
Lineage: Eukaryota; Fungi; Ascomycota; Eurotiomycetes; Eurotiales; Aspergillaceae
Exons: 1
Coding region: 134-523 (129 amino acids)
Source: RefSeq, a predicted model, not a curated record
CUGGCCCAAGUGCGAGCUAAACAAUCUACUCGCGGCCAUGAACAGUUUGAACAGAAGUAUACUAUGCACACUAAGUGGCAAGCGGCGCGCUGAUUGGGGGCCGAGCGGACUGGUUGAUGCUGCCAGGUAGCUUAUGUGGAGAUCGCCCGAUCCACCGCGCUCACCGCUUCGCAAGUUCGUCCGCUCCAAGGAAUCUUCCUAUCGCUCGGGGUCCAAUGGCCGAUGGCGCCGCGGACGGAUCAGCCCCGAAAGACGGUUUGUUUUUCUUUUGCUCGAUGUGGUAGCCUGGCCAGCCUACCCGUCUAGUCUCGAUACAUUCGCUUCUGUUUGUUUUUCUCGUUUUUUUUUCGCCCGACAGACGUCUGUGCUCGCCGGUGGAUGCCCCAUAUUCACCGAGGCGAUACGCGUUCCUAUCCGAUUGCAACUGGUCUGGCGUCAUAAACACCAGAAUGAUCUGAUUGUGUCCAGCGCAGAGAGUCACCUCGAAGGGAAAUCAACCUGCAUGCUGUGCGCUGUAUGCUGAUCAGCGUCCCUCCAGGUGGCAGGCAAAUCCGUGUUCGAAGGAAAAACACGCGAGGAUUUUCGGGCGCAAAACAAUCGGAGUGGGUCCCGUGAUCACCUUGCGG